Molecule: messenger RNA, 1219 nt
Organism: Haliotis rufescens (red abalone)
Lineage: Eukaryota; Metazoa; Mollusca; Gastropoda; Lepetellida; Haliotidae
Exons: 5
Coding region: 18-1040 (340 amino acids)
Source: RefSeq, a predicted model, not a curated record
GUUGUUCUACUUGUUAUAUGCGUUGUGUUUCAGGUAGUAUGAACAUGUGUAGUUCAGUCAGCACAACAGUAAACGGGUUUGUGUACCUCCAUUCCCCGGGAUUCCCAGACAGUGUCGGUGUGAACGGUAGCUGUGUUAAGAGGAUCACAGGGCAGGAUAUACGAGUAACAUUGGUAGAAGAGAGGACAACGACAGGGAGUCUUAACAUCUCAGGUGACGGGAGACAGAUGUGGACAAGCGUGAACGUAGACCAAAACAACAGGGUGUUGCCGGGAACAGCUGCUGAAAUAGUAAUAGUCUACGAUAACCAUGAUCAGAAAGGGUCAAAUGUAUGGAUACGUGUUUCUGCUUCAGGUCAAAUGAACAUAACUUCUAGGCGACAAACAUUGGAAUCAUCAACCACCCCAUCACCCACGCCACAGGCGCCAUCACGUUCACAAGGUACAACCAGUCCAUGUACUUUGGACACACUGACCACUGCAGCAACAACAAGUACACCUUUGACAUCUAUAGAUUCACUAACUACGUCAAUAGCCACAACGCUACGGAUAUCCAACGCCAUCACUACACUGUCUGAAAGAACUACCUAUACUACUGCUCCGGGAUCAACCGACACAAUGACAUCCCUUACCUCUACAGCCCUGUCAUCAACACACACAGACAAUGGAAGUAUUGUUUUACCCUUAGCAGUGGUGUGUGGUAUCAUGGGUCUCAUCAUCGUGGCGCUCAUCAUAUAUAUCAUGGUAAACAGGCUAUCCAGGAACUCGCACGGUAAUUCAUCUAAACCUGAAACGUCAGUUCAUUAUGGUGUGCAGAGCAUCCCUAAUGGGUCCCAUCGAGAAGAUGACCUUAUUCCCACCAGUGGCACCACCAACACAUAUUCUGGCCUCAGCCAUGAUGUUGAAAGAAAUAUCUACAAUGUAAUACAACGUAAUGCAAGUGAAGACGGUGACGAGCAUAGCUACGGUCACAUAAACAGAAGUGAAGGACCUUCCUACGUCAACUCGGUCAGUGGAGAUGAUCCAUACAUUAACGACUAGAGACUAACACACAAGCUAGUGUUUCAGAUUGUUGCAGCAUAUAGUACCAUUAUUCGCAGGUAUAAGAUCAGUCAGUGCGUAUUUGCACUUAUCAAGUAUAACAUGUAAAGUUGAUGUUGUCUCUAUAUCAUGUUCGAUAUAUACUCAAAGCCAUUGAAACCGCACUUCAGUGUUCAGAA